AUUGUGGGACGGAAGUACUUGUGCUAUAAGGUGUAAGAGUCGUGAGUGUCAUCCAGAAGAGGUCAUCAUCGGUGAAAUGGAAUUGCAAGAGAUGUUCCGCUAUGGGUAUCUAUUUCCACCUCAGGAGGACGUCGUGCCAACGUAUCUUGAGCUACCCAGCUACUCUUAUCUGAAAGAGAAGAGUGGUCUGCCACCAGUAACAACACUGACUGCACCAGGUUGUGCAGUUUAUGACAAUAACAGUGACGGCUGGCAUACACCAAGUCCAGCAGCAAGUCUGAGGUCGAUCAGUCCAACCACGACGUCAGUCUCAUCAGAAUCAGAGAGUGGAGUCCUGACCAAUAUGAGGAACCCGUCGAGUCAGCCCCAGGAGAAGAGGUACAAGACUCAUCCGAUACCAAUGAAGACAACAGAACACCAGAUUAGUGUCCAGGAACCUGAGAAGAUGCCAUCGUCCAGACAGAGUAUCGUCAGCAACAGCAGUAGCCUCUCCGACAGGAUGGACCUGGAGGAAAGCGAUGGUGCAGAGAGCGAAGUCGAGCAGGAAAAUUGUGAGAGCAGAAGACGUGGGAAAUACGUGAGCUCCACCGUCGUCAGGAAGAGAAGGUUGGCGGCCAAUGCGCGUGAACGACGCAGGAUGCAGAAUCUUAAUAAAGCUUUUGACAGGCUACGAACGUAUUUACCAUCAUUGGGUAACGAUAGACAAUUGUCAAAGUACGAGACCUUGCAAAUGGCCCAGUCUUACAUCACAGCGCUGUACGAUCUUUUGCAGUAACCUUAUCGACAGUGGCGCCAUCUACGCUGUUGUCUUUAUACUUUUCUAUGUGCUCAAUUUUUCUAAUGUAAAUAUCAGUACUUCGUAAAGCCAGUUUUACAUACUUGUAAAGUCUCCUGUGAUACACCAAAAGAAACCUGAACCGCGCGCGCGUCCUUAUUAUACAUUAUAUUAUAUAUCUAAUCGCGAGAAACGAUAUAUUUUUUCUAAGCUAUUUAUGUACAUAGUCGAAUGGAAUAUUUUUCUGUAUAUACACAUAUAUAUAUAUAUAUGCUCUGUUGUACCAUAGUAACUCCAUUAUAUCUAUACAUAUUCUGUAGGGAAUUUUAGUGUAAGCGUUAGUUAGAUAUUUAUGAUGAAAACGACUAUGACAUUCCGUACGAGACUGAAUUGCGCAUUUACAUAGAAGAAUAUGAAUAAAAGUACCUUUUAAAAUAUUUAACUUGCAUAUUAUUUACUUGAAA
Molecule: messenger RNA, 1239 nt
Organism: Cephus cinctus (wheat stem sawfly)
Lineage: Eukaryota; Metazoa; Arthropoda; Insecta; Hymenoptera; Cephidae
Gene: ato
Product: twist-related protein
Exons: 1
Coding region: 77-775 (232 amino acids)
Molecular function (GO): protein dimerization activity
Source: RefSeq, a predicted model, not a curated record